AUGGCAUCUCUGCGUGACUUACUCCUGGCCGUCAUCAAAUCGCUUUUCCGAGGCCGAUCAUUUCUCCAAGCUUUGUUAGCUUUCUGGACAACCUCGACUGAGUCCUCACCAACCCUACGUGAACCACCCAGCAAGGAUGGCUCAACCUCUAUCAGCGAUUUCCUCGCAAAAGCCGAGAGUUUGCUUUUGGAUCCUACUCAACCAAACAAGCGUAGAGCUCUGUCUCAAAAGCUGAAGCUUGAGUUUCGUGAGGGCCUCCUCUCAAAUCCGGCUUGCAUGCUUCCAUCGUACCAUACCGAGCUUCCCACGGGAGAUGAGUCGGGUCAAUAUCUGGCUGUUGACGUUGGGGGCUCAACCUUGCGAGUUGCUCUGGUGGACCUCAAGGGCAGAGGUUCUUCAGGAGGUCCAGAGAGCGUCAUCGUCAGCAUUGACACCUUCAAUAUCGACAAUGAUAUCAGAGCAUUGAAGGGCAGAGCCUUUUUUGACUGGAUGGCUGAGAAAAUCUACCAAACUGUGGCAAAAGACAGCAGGCAGGGUCACUGUGCUGAUGACCCGUUAUUGCUUGGGCUGUCGUGGAGCUUUCCAAUUGAGUAUGCCAUUCCUCCUCGUAUAAUGUCUAUCCAUCCUCUCAAACAUACCCAAUGCUAA
Messenger RNA from Podospora anserina S mat+, 648 nucleotides. RefSeq lists its product as uncharacterized. The coding region runs from base 1 to 648 and encodes 215 amino acids. NCBI's taxonomy places the organism in Eukaryota, Fungi, Ascomycota, Sordariomycetes, Sordariales, Podosporaceae. The record is from RefSeq and is a predicted model, not a curated record. Gene Ontology annotation, cellular component: cytosol; mitochondrion. The transcript has a single exon. Gene Ontology annotation, molecular function: D-glucose binding; mannokinase activity; fructokinase activity. Gene Ontology annotation, biological process: intracellular glucose homeostasis; glycolytic process; glucose 6-phosphate metabolic process.